AUGGAUGUGGGAUCUGCAGCAAUGGCGUUUGGUGGUCCGGCGGUGGCAGUUGCCGGUGGUCUUUCUUUCGUUUUGCUCAAAACUUACCUCUCUCAUCAACAUGGUAAUCCCAAUCAUCUCCCUGCUAUUCCUGAGGUACCAGGUGUGCCAUUGUUUGGGAAUUUGCUUCAGUUGAAGGAGAAGAAACCAUACAAGACUUUUACGAAAUGGGCUGACACUUAUGGCCCUAUUUACUCCAUUAAAACUGGAGCUACUUCCAUGGUUGUCAUCAGCUCCAAUCAUCUUGCUAAAGAGGCUUUGGUGACCAGAUUUGAUUCCAUUUCCACCCGAAAGCUUCCGAAUACAUUAAGGAUCCUCUCGGCCGAUAAAACCAUGGUCGCACUGAGUGAUUAUGACGACCAUCACAAGACUCUCAAACGCAACGUACUCACUAGUGUCCUCGGACCAGCUGCUCGGAAGAAACAUCGUAUCCAUAGAGACACCAUGGCGGAGAAUCUUUCAGACCGAUUUCAUGCCUUGGCUCCGAAAUCUUCUCAUGAAGCAAUAAACUUGAGGGACAUUUUCCAGUCUGAACUUUUCUCAUUAGCACUCAAACAAGCAAUUGGGAAGGAUAUCGAAAGCAUUUAUGUGGCAGAUCUCGGAAUCACCAUGACAAGCAAGGAGGUCUUUCAGGUUUUGGUGAUUGAUCCGAUGAUGGGUGCCAUAGAUUUGGACUGGAGAGACUUCUUUCCGUAUCUGAAAUGGAUCCCCAACACCGGCUUCGAAAAGAAAAUAGAGCAAAUAGUUAACCGAAAAGAGGCUGUGAUGAAGGCCAUGAUUCAAGAACACACGAAACGCGUACAUUCCGGGGAGAGUCUGAAUAGCUACAUCGAUUACUUGUUAUCGGAGGCACAACCAUUAACAGAGAAAGAACUGCUAAUGUCCCUUUGGGAACUGAUCAUCGAAACAGCAGACACCACUAUGGUCACCACAGAAUGGGCAAUGUAUGAACUCUCAAAAAACCCAAAACAGCAGGAUCGCCUCUACGACGAAAUCCGAAACGUUUGUGGGUCGCAAAAGAUCACGGAGGAGAAGUUGUGCCAGAUGCCGUACUUAUCAGCCGUUUUUCAUGAAACACUGAGAAAGCAUAGUCCUAUUUCGAUAAUCCCAUCACGAUAUGUGCACGAGAACAUAGAGCUUGGAGGGUACCAUGUUCCUGCUGGGACCGAGGUUGCGAUAAACAUUUAUGGGUGCAAUAUGGAGAAGGAAAUCUGGGAGAAUCCUGAAGAGUGGAACCCAGAGAGAUUUCUUGCAGAAAACGAUCCAAUCGACCUGCAACGAACGAUGGCGUUUGGAGGGGGAAAACGAGUGUGUUCUGGGGCUAUGCAGGCGAUGUUGAUUGCUUGCAUUGGUAUCGGGCGAAUGGUUCAGGAGUUCGAGUGGAGACUGAAAGAGGACUCGGGAGAAGAUGUGAGUACGGUUCGGCUCACAACGCAAAAACUUAAUCCGAUGCUUGCGGUUAUAAAGCCCAGAAAGUAA
Messenger RNA from Cynara cardunculus var. scolymus (artichoke), 1518 nucleotides. RefSeq names its product ent-kaurene oxidase, chloroplastic-like. The transcript is spliced from 7 exons. Bases 1 to 1518 code for a protein of 505 amino acids. Gene Ontology annotation, cellular component: chloroplast outer membrane; endoplasmic reticulum. The record is from RefSeq and is a predicted model, not a curated record. Gene Ontology annotation, biological process: gibberellin biosynthetic process. Gene Ontology annotation, molecular function: ent-kaurene oxidase activity; iron ion binding; heme binding. NCBI's taxonomy places the organism in Eukaryota, Viridiplantae, Streptophyta, Magnoliopsida, Asterales, Asteraceae.